Drosophila hydei is the source of this 1000-nucleotide messenger RNA. RefSeq names its product DCN1-like protein 5 (gene SCCRO4). The coding region runs from base 199 to 939 and encodes 246 amino acids. Gene Ontology annotation, molecular function: cullin family protein binding; ubiquitin conjugating enzyme binding; ubiquitin-like protein binding. NCBI's taxonomy places the organism in Eukaryota, Metazoa, Arthropoda, Insecta, Diptera, Drosophilidae. Gene Ontology annotation, biological process: positive regulation of ubiquitin-protein transferase activity; protein neddylation. Gene Ontology annotation, cellular component: ubiquitin ligase complex. The transcript has 7 exons. The record is from RefSeq and is a predicted model, not a curated record.
GCCGCAUCGGCAUCAAAAUAUCGAUAUCAUUGAUGCCAAGACCUGUCCUGUAAAUUUAUAGAUUGUAUCAACAUUUAAGUGCUACAUAUGUAUGUCAAUGUUGCCGUAAUAUAAUGUUUCAAUAACUGCCUUGCACUGAGAGACAGUGUUUUUACUUUGGUAAAACAGGCCAACUUUUGCAAUCAGAUCACACAAGUCAUGCCACGAGGUAAACGUAGAGCUCCAGAAAUCGGUGACAAUAUGGAUGGCCAAUCAAAGAGAGCACGCACCAGCUAUACAACUAUUGCGACACAACAAAGCAGCAGACGCCAUAUCAGAGCAGAAGAUGGCUUUAGCCAGAAACGCUGCCUCGCCUGGUUCCAUGAAUAUACUACGCCCGAUGAGCCUGAUACCCUGGGGCCAGACGGUAUGGAGAAAUUCUGUGAAGAUAUUGGCGUUGAGCCCGAAAAUAUUGUGAUGCUUGUGCUCGCAUAUAAAAUGGGUGCCACACAGAUGGGGUUCUUCAGUCAGCAGGAGUGGUUAAAGGGUCUCAUGGAUCUCGAAUGUGAUUCGACAGCAAAAAUGGUUGUGAAAUUGGACUAUCUGCGCAGCAUACUCAACGAUCCUAACUCCUUCAAGAGUAUAUAUCGAUAUGCAUAUGACUUUGCCAAGGAUUCGGAUCAGCGAAGCAUGGAUAUUCUGACGGCUAAGGCUAUGCUGCAAUUACUUCUGGGCAAGCAUUGGACAUUGUAUCCACAAUUUGCACAAUUCCUAGAACAGUCCAAGUACAAGGUUAUUAAUAAGGAUCAAUGGUGUAACAUAUUGGAGUUUUCGCGCACAAUCUGCAUUGAUUUGUCAAACUAUGAUAUUGAUGGCGCAUGGCCCGUAAUGUUGGAUGAGUUUGUGGAAUGGCUGCGUUUGCAACGCGGAUUAGUCACCGGAAGUUCGGGAUCCAGCUGAGAAUGCCUGGAUCACAUAAUUCUAGUUAAACUUUAGAAAUUUUGUAGUGUACAUCAUGAGA